Molecule: messenger RNA, 741 nt
Organism: Phaedon cochleariae (mustard beetle)
Lineage: Eukaryota; Metazoa; Arthropoda; Insecta; Coleoptera; Chrysomelidae
Source: the annotation of a GenBank genome assembly
AUGCCCGAACAAUGUGGCCUCUGCACCGUGCUGAUAAGCCGGUCCAACUUGGGUAUCCAGUGUCAAGGUCGCUGCAAAAAACAGUAUCACCUGAAAUGUGUGUCAUUGCCACCUGGCUUGGCCGACUUAUCAGCUGACUCAGGUGUUCUUUGGCUUUGUAAACAGUGCAAGCAGGGAACUCCGAACGCGGGAAUAUCCUCUCCGCUGAUGACUGAAAUGAUGGAUAAAAUCAAUAUAGUUCUUGCUGAUAUGACUGGUAUUAAAUGUAAUCAAACUGAAGUCAUGGACUCAUUGAAAUUCUACGGGGAUAAAAUUGACGAUUUCACCAGGCAAAUGAAAACUGUUAAGGUCAUGAUGAAAGAUUUGAAUACUGCCAAACAAGAAAUCUUAUUUCUGAAAAAUGAGUGCUCCGAACUCAGAUCCGAAGUUCAGUUUCUUCAACAACAAUCUAGAGCCAAAAAUGUGGAAAUAAGUGGAAUACCUGAAAGAAAGGGAGAAAUUAUUUCCCAGGUCAUUAAGAAUGUCGGCGUUCACCUGGGCAUAAACAUCGUCGACUCCGAACUCGAUGAAGUUCACAGGGUCAUGAGACAUCCUAGUGCGACCAACACAAAUUUACCGAAGAAUAUAGUUAUCAAAUUUUCAACAAUUACAAAACGCAACCAAUUCAUUCAAGCAUAUCGCCAUCAGAAGAAAACCGGAAAAAUGUAUACAACCGACUUUGGUAUCGAGGGUCCUAAAUAG